UUUCAAGUCCGCCCUUCUCGUGUCGACCGCCGGCAAAAAGAAGCAACACCAUACGAUAGCACCCACACGCGUGCUUGAAGCCUUGCUUGAAGCUUGAGUAUAGCAUUUACUACCACCAGUUUAGCAACGACAGUACCCAUGGCGUUUCGCAAGGACCGGCCCCCCACUGAAGGCUCCCGCACAUAUGCGAUCGUUGUCUGCGUCUUUGCCUCCCUCGGCGGUGUCUUCUUUGGCUAUGACCAAGGCGUCACCGGCGGCGUCCUCGUCAUGGACUCGUUCCUCAACGACUUCUGCGUCGGCUACGACGGCAACUCGUACAAGACCUGCACAACCGACAGCGCGCGGCUCCCGUCCAACUGGCUCAACUUUACAACGAUCUACAACGUCAUCUACUACAUUGGCUGCAUCUUUGGUGCCUUCAUCGGCGGCUACAUUGCCGACAAGCUUGGACGCCGCGCGACCAUCUUCUUCGCGGGCGUUCUCUUCUGCGUCGGCACGUGCCUCCUCGUCUUGACACCGUCGGGCAGCCAUCUCAUUGCACUGAUCGCGCGCUGCAUCCAAGGCCUUGGCGUCGGCAACUCGUCGUUCUCGCUGCCGAUUUUCGGCGCCGAGAUGGCGCCCAAGGAGCUCCGCGGUAUGCUCUCGGGCUUCAUGCAAAUGGCGGUUGUCACUGGCAUUCUCCUUGUCGGCUUUAUCAACUUUGCACUGGCGCACUCGGCGCACGGCUGGCGCAUCACGAACGGAAUUGCAAUGGUCUUUCCGGUCAUCGUCAUGGCCGGUAUCUUUUGCGUGCCCGAGUCGCCCCGCUGGAUGUACAAGGCGCGCGGCCGCAUCGCAGCCCAUCGCGAGCUCAUUCUGCUGCGCAAGACCGAAAACAUCCACGCCGAGCUCGACGCGAUCGCCGACGCGAUCGACGACGAAGGCCGGCACCAGUCGUCGUGGGCCGACCUCUGGCACCCGUCGAUCCGCCCGCGCCUCGCGAUUGCGAUGCUGCUUCAGCUUCUCCAACAGGCCACUGGUAUCAACCCGGUCUUUGUAUACGGUGGUCAGAUCUUCAAGGACGUCGUCGGUGAUGGCUUGCUCUCGCUCUUGAUCCUUCAGAUCGUCAAUUUUGUGUCGACGAUUCCCGCCAUGAUCUGGGUCGACCGCUACGGUCGGCGCACGCUCCUCCUCGUCGGCGCCGCCGGCAUGGUCAUUGGGCACUUGGUGUCGGCGACGGUCUUUAGCGUCGGCUGCAACGGCAACACGACCAAUCUCGACUGCUCGACGGGCGCGGGCUGGACCAUGAUUGCUGCCACGGCCUUUUUCAUCUUUAACUUUGCGAUUUCGUGGGGUCCGAUCUGCUGGAUCUACCCGGCCGAGAUCUUCCCCAUGAAGGUGCGCGCCAAGGCGGUGUCCGCGUCGACCAUGAUGAACUGGGCCAUGGGCGCGCUCAUGAUUGGUAUUCCCAAGCUCUUCCCGUACCUCAACAUUAACGGUGUCUUCUUCCUCUUUGCGGCGCUCUGCACCGUCGCCGGUGUCUACGUCUAUUUCAAGUGCCCGGAAACCAAAGGCAUGUUCCUUGAAGACAUUGACGAGCUCUUUGGCGGCUCGAGCCUUUUGGACGCGUCGCACUCGUCGCUUGCGUCACCGUUGCCGCCGUUUGUACUCGAGUAG
Saprolegnia parasitica CBS 223.65 is the source of this 1656-nucleotide messenger RNA. RefSeq lists its product as hypothetical. Gene Ontology annotation, cellular component: membrane. Gene Ontology annotation, molecular function: carbohydrate:proton symporter activity. Lineage: Eukaryota; Oomycota; Saprolegniomycetes; Saprolegniales; Saprolegniaceae. The transcript is spliced from 2 exons. The coding region runs from base 139 to 1656 and encodes 505 amino acids. The record is from RefSeq and is a predicted model, not a curated record. Gene Ontology annotation, biological process: transmembrane transport; carbohydrate transport.